Messenger RNA from Endocarpon pusillum Z07020, 1791 nucleotides. RefSeq lists its product as uncharacterized. The coding region runs from base 1 to 1791 and encodes 596 amino acids. The record is from RefSeq and is a predicted model, not a curated record. NCBI's taxonomy places the organism in Eukaryota, Fungi, Ascomycota, Eurotiomycetes, Verrucariales, Verrucariaceae. The transcript is spliced from 2 exons.
AUGUCAACCGCAGCGCACGCUCGCGGUAUGCAUUCAAGCUUUCUGCCGGCUCUGUUCGUCACCGCGUUCUUCAUUCUCGAAGUCAAUGCAUACCGGGGCAAUGUAUGUUGCAGACAAGCAGCACGCUUACCAGAGAAGAGAAUGUUAUUCAACGGAUCCGAACCGUGGAAGGCCUGUAGCCUGAACUCCACCGAUCAGUACCCCGAGGGAACGACAUUCCCAUCGGUGAACCAUACAAUGGCCUGGUGUCAAAAGACCUGUCCUGGAAUACAGACCAGCGAGCUCAAACAGUGGCUUCAGCCGCUUGCAACGUGGUUUGCUCCAUACGUUGCUCUCCUUCUACUCUGCCCUAUAGGGGGCUCGGUGCUCGGAAAAGAAGGAGAAGACCAGGGACACGACUCUAGCUUUCUUAGAACCAGUCGACCGAGACCGGGUUUACUCAGGAGAGCCAGCCGCCAUGUUUUUCUGAUGUUCAGAGAUAUAUCUGAAUUUCUUCUACACCAGAUUAAAGACAAGGUACCGGAAUAUGGAUCCAUUCUAGGCGACCCCAGCAGUGCUUUGGCAGGAACCUUUUUUGAGAUCCAUGCCGAUCUCGUCGGAACCACUGAAAAGGGUACAAAAAUCAUCGAAGAUGCCGUAUCUACCAAAGACACUCAGCGGGAUGAUCUCCAGCAGCGUCACAUCCGGCAGAUGAUUGUACUGGUUGGAGACUUAAACCAUCAUGACAGCCUCAGCUCUCUUAACCCGCCAACCAAAGAUACAGUUGACGACGUGAAGAAGAGAUUAUUCGACGCCAAGGAUAACCAAAUCGAGACAGCAAUGGCGAUUUUGGUCGCCGCCAGACUUAACUUCUUCAAUGGCGUUUUCAUGCCAGUCAUCCUUACGCUGGCUGUUGUCGCAUCCGUCUUCUACGAAGCUUACACCAAGCUGGGAGACAAUGAUACCGCUCAUGGACUAGCAUUUGGUGUUUGGUUCUCGUGGCUGCUAGUGCUCGCUGUGGCAAGCAACUGCUUUGCGUGUAGCCUCAACGGUGGGGUUGUUCGAGCAACGCUCACGCCAUUCAUGGGGUUGUCGGAGAGCCGUGUGCCGCUUCGGGAGCGGUUCAUCAACUCAAAACUAUGGCUCCACUGGAUGGAACCUUCCAACGUUUCUGCAUUGGUCAACGUUGAAUCUACAUUAAUCUUGCCGACCUCGACGUGGGCGAAGUUUCUGGUCGGUCAGUUGCUCGGCUGGGCCCUCGUUGCGUUGACCACCGCUUCCGCCGCCGCAAUAUCGUACACAACACCCACCGUCGGUCUCGGCUGCCGUUCGUUCACCUUCUUGCUAUGGGGCAUACUCGCUCUUGCAACCGCCAUCGUUCGCGUGGGAGCCAACUGGGCCGAACUACAGCACAAGCUGUCUCAACGUAGCGUUGUCGGGACAGCGCUGAUUUGGAUUUACUGGGUCCUCACUACCAUUAACGCCUUGGUUCUCUUCAUCGGUACGAUUCUGCAUCUCGCUGGAGUGUUCAGAAGCUGCAGAUGCAAACGUCUCUUUGUUGGCGGCCUGUUCCAGGUCGAGCUGAACAGCAACACGGUGCUUGCAGUGGAAAACGCGAAGAAAAUCUGGCUACCUGUCGGAUACAUGGCUUUCGGUGUUAUAUGGAUUGUGUGCGGUUUAGUCAUUGCUGCACGGAAGUGGAUCACCGCUCACAUGGAGAAAUGGGCAGUCGAGGACCGUCAGUCCAAAGGGCAUACCCGGUCUUCUGAUCCACCAGUGGAUGUAGAAAUUGUGUCCCCUGAUAAGGGGUGA